AUGCCAGCAGUUACUGCAGGUAAUAUUUCAUUAUAUACUUGUAUUUAUAGAGAAAUAUUUGAGUAUUUAGGUCUUUGUUAUGUGUCUUGAAUGUAACAAAUUUGACUCGGCGUAGUACAAGAUAGAUCGCCCUCCAGGCUAAAGAAGUUUAAUCAACAUUUCUUGGUUGUUAUGAUACAGGGUGUAGAGAAAUUAUAUUUCAGAUAAAUGAAGAGAAUAACCAUCCUAUAUUCCCUUUACUCCCCGAAACAAAGAACAUUUCCUGAAAAACCAGAAUGCAGUUCUAUCUCAAUAUUUUGUUGGCUUUCAGACAUUAUCGAACGUUUAUAUGGCUACGGUUAUAAAUUAUGUAUGCAAACUCAGCCAGCCGAGAAAUUUUAAUACCGCCUUUCAAUAAAGAACUUUUUUCCCCUGUCUUAGAGAGUGGAGUUUAUAUUUUAACUCUGAUAUUUGUAGAAGAUACUGCAUAGUUUUUAUAACGUACGAAUGCGAGUUGAUGUGUUUUCAGCUUACAGCUGCAUGUAGCAAAAACAUCUGGUUUGUAAUUCCUGCUUGAAUAGUUCAUGACUAAAGAUGCUUUGUUUCUGGUGCUCAGGUUAUUGCACCAAAACUAAACUAUAUCACUGAAUAAUUGAACUUGAAUUAUUCUCCAGUAUUCCAUAUUAUGUAACAUAACACGUACGUUUAUUAUUCUAUGACCCUGAAGGUUAUACGUCGGUCAGUUACUCCAACAGGAAAAUCCUUUGGAUAUAUCCCGUGGAGUUAGAUAUUUCAGUUAGAUAUUUUAGCCAAUAAUAACAAAAGAGAUUAAUCAACCUAGACCAAAAAUUUGUGACUUCACAGGGAUUAUUUGGAGGAUUAUUUUAUGAAAGAAAUACAUAGUUAUUGGCUUUUAGUUAAUGUAUCAAGCUACCUUAAACACUUUUCUCAAAAAAACUGCUUGGGUACUAGCUUCCUGAUGUGUUUGUAAUCUUUUUCAGGAAGUAAUUUAAUUCAAACAAACUACAGUACCUAAUACUCUAGAUUAUUUACAAAUAGACAGAGAGAGUCCAAUUCUUUCAGAUACUGAAGCAAGUUUAUUCAAAUGUGUGUAUGGUUAUCAUCAUAUCCUGGGAAUUCUCAACAUGUUAUGUCAGUGUUCAUGACAUACUGUCAAAUAUUAUGUUGACAUUUGCCAACAAGAACAAACAUUCACAACGCCAUCCAUACAUUGACCAGAUCAUUUAACAUGAAAAGAAAAAUUAGUCCUGUAUCUUUUCAAAACUUCACUUUUAGUGAUUUUAUAAUUAACAUGAAAUUUAGCUUGUGAGCAGACUCUUCCGGAAAUAAAGAGCCUUGUUUGCAGCUAGCCUGUACACAGCCUAGCUUGCAGCCUGCAUUAAACAUAAACACCCUAGAGGAGAACAUGUCCAAUGUUGAUGUGAAAUUUAAACAUUCAUGUCUGAAAUGUCUGUCUCAACUAUCAAAGUGAGACCAGUUAAACAUGACUUGCUGAGCUAAUUAAUACCUGUCAACUGCCUUGUCAACUGCUCUAACGAACAUUAAAGGUUUGCAUAAACAUUAAACAUGUUUUUGUUUCCUUGGCAAGGUUCCUGCAUACAAUGUCUUGAUAUUCCUUGAUGUCUUUUUAGAAACUCAUGAUUCAAGAAUGCCAGAUUCACCAAAUGAAGGGACAGCUCACCCUACACCUCGACAUUCAGUGUCACCUGUGACUUCAAGUUCUGCAGUAACUGCAGACACAAGAUCUGUCAGUUCAACAUCACCUCAUGUGAAUGGUUCCCACACCAGUCCUCUGGGUGCCACAUCACCCCCUGCUGUUGGCAAUGGUGCAAAUCAGCUACCCCCCGCAUGUGGGGCAAGACAACUCAGCAAAUUGAAGCGUUUCCUCACAACCUUGCAACAGUUUGGCUCAGAUAUUUCCCCUGAAAUUGGAGAGAGAGUUCGUGGUCUUGUCUUAAAUUUAGUGGUAAGUUUGCAACACUGAUCCACUCAGGGUUUAAUGAAGCAAUAUGUUAUGACUGAUGAUGGUCAACCUGCAGUUAUCAAAGUGAGAAAAUGUCAUUUCAUUAUGUGUUGUAUUGGUUGCCAAGUUGACCACAAUUUGUUGUCUUGUAACAAGUCUGUGUUUCAGUUUACUCACCACAUUUUUUUUUCUCAUCAGAAUUCUACUGUGUCAAUUGAAGAGUUUCACCAACAGCUACAGGAAGCAACAAAUUUUCCUUUACGUCCAUUUGUUAUUCCUUUUCUCAAGGUAUUGUUUCUUCUUUAUAGUGUACUACAUUAGACAUAAGUUUCUUCAAAAUUUACAUGGCAAUAUGCAUGGUGUUUUUCACAACCCACUUCACUGUUUGCCACAGGCCAACCUGCCAUUACUGCAAAGAGAAUUACUUCAAUGUGCCCAAAUGGCAAAACAAACUCCACACCAAUACCUACACAGUCAGAAUGCGCAGCUGUUAGAGGAUCGUGAACCAACAUUGUCUGAACAAGGGGAUGCAAAUGGCGGGGAGUUUAAUGAAAAUGGCAAAAGAAAAUCCAUUGAUAGCACAAGGUAUGUUGAUCUUUUGAUUUGAAAUCAGUUUUAUUUUCUUUAUUAAUUGUAAUCUGCAGCCAUGUAACUGUCUUUUGAGGUGAUUGAUCUGUGAAAAGUCUAAGUAAAAGAUGUUUUAUCAUUCCAUUCUUUGUUUUAGACCAAAAGAAAAUGGCAGUGACUUAGUGUCGGUUAGUAAUGUCAAUUAUAAAGUAGCAUGAGAGAACACAAUAAUUCUAUUUAAUAAAAUUAAUUUAAUUGGUUGUUUUCAUAGUUCUAAUAAUUGGAUAUGAUUUUUUCAUCAGGUAAUGGAUUCCAUUGAAAAGCUUACCCCAGCUAAAAGACCAUGUUUAAGUAUGUAGUAUUGCUUUUUUAUUUGUUGGUAUUGUUGGACUGCUACAAACACAGGAAAGUUUAAGUUACCAAACCCCAUUUUGUUCUGCUGUGCAAGUUUGGGGAUGAGCUCAGACUCAGUAAGUUAUAUCUUAUUUCUUACAGGUACCAGUAGUACAGGCAGUGCAAGUGAAUCAUUUCCUAAGUCUGGACCACGUACUGAAUUCUUUGCUCAUGGUAUGAACUGCAUGCUGGGAUUGCAAAACUAUCAAGCAACAAAACUACAAAAUAUCAAUCUAAUUAUUUUAGGAGCACGUGAGGGAGAAACUAGUUCCCAUGAUCCUUUUGGUGAUCCCAAGAUUCCUAGCGACGUUGAUGACUGGCGACAUGUGGAAACGGUACAUACUAAUAUUUUUUCAUUUCUUGCGUUUUUCACAUGGUUUGCCACAAAGCAAUAGGAAAAGAUUUUGAAACUGGAUAUUUUUGUGAUGAAAUAAUUUGCGUCUGAUCAUAAGUGCAACGCCAACGGUUUAAUGUUCGUUUCUAUGAAUGUAGAUGCUGCAAUGCAUUCUGGGUAUGGUAGAGAAAACCAAGCGAGCUAUCACAGUUUUACAACAACGUACUUCUCAAGACCGCGAGGAACUUGUAGCCUGGGCACGAAAGACGGCAGAGGAAGCUGAACAGGAAGUGAAAAGACGUGCAAGUAAGAAAUGAAUCAUGCUAGGGACGAAUCAUGUUUAGGGACGAAUCAUGUUUAGGGACGAAUCAUGUUUAGGGACGAAUCCGAAUCAUGUUUAGGGACAAAUCAUGUUUAGGGGCGAAUCAUGUUUUAGGACGAUUCAUGUUUAGGGACGAAUUAUGUUUAGGGGUGAAUCAUGCUUGAGACAGCUGCGGCGCCACUAACUUCUCAACAAAUUAGAGCCUUCGCACGAAACGUGGAAGUUUUGUUUAUUUAUGUAAACACAAGGAGAACGAGUCAUGUUAUUAAAAUGACAUCGACCAUUUUGAAGACGAACUACUGUUGCAAGUACUGCGCAGAUAAUAGCGAACUUAAACAAAGCUUAAACUAGUACGGGGAGCGGACAAGAAACAGCCUUAAAUUUUACACUUUUAGUUAUAACCAACUACCGUUAUUUAGGACGACUAUGGUUAUUUUAAUACAAUGAAGAUAAUAUUUCAAAUUGGGUCCUAGAAUUCUUCUCAACCAUAAAGCCCUGUCUUAUAAUAUAACCUCGAUUAUAAAUUUUCUUUACAGUCAUUUUGUUCAACGAGUUUGUUUGUCGUCGUCUUACAUGCUUAAGGGCAUUGACGGACGAUUCGUAUGUUUGUUUACAAAAACAGAUAAUAUUUUUCUAGUAGACUAAAGGAGUAAAAGUUUUUACCCUAAACGUCAAAUAUAUUUAAAGAAACAUUUGUCGUUUGUCCGCUGCAGAUGAUCUAGUAUCGAAGACAAUCAAACAAACAGAGGAAAGAGUUUCUGACGUGAAACGUCGUGCCGAAGAAGCGGUGAGUGAUGUGAAGCGGCAAGCUGUCGUAGAACUACAGAAAGCAGUAAGGGCCGCUGAGGAGAAGGCAAAUGAAGCUGUAGGGCAAACACAAAAUAAAGUCGAUAAAGCUGUGAUGGAGGCAAGACGUCAAGCUAUUGAAGAAACAUUGGGAAUGAUUAACAGGCAGUCGGACUCCAGUGAGGUAAGUCAGAAAUUAACAUAAGUAUAGUAAGCCAGAUGAUGGUCAACCUUAGAAAUAUAGAAACUUAGCAAGAUCACUUUAAUUACCGGACGUCAAAUACGAGAGUAGGUCUAAUAAAAAAUAGGUAACUGAUUGACCACCAGUGACACGCAAGCCCACCUUGUGUCAGAAAAUUGAUUUGUGGUAACAUCCUGUGUCUUGCUGGCUCGUAUACUGUGAGACGUUACCAUUUCCGUGACUAUGACCUGUUUUGUUUCAGAACUGUUGGAACUGCGGUCGUAAAGCAAACGAGACGUGCAGUGGAUGUAAUUUGGCUCGAUAUUGUGGAGCAUUUUGUCAACAUAAAGAUUGGGAAAAUCAUCACAGAGUUUGCGGUCAACAGAUAUCGAAAUCUAGCCCCGCUGAUGAUACGAAGAAAGUACCUACCUCUACAGCAACACCGGGGAAAGAAUCCGGGAAGUUGGCACCUAGUCCUGGCUUAAACCGCCCAAAGAUCGCAUCCCCCACUAGCACUGGAGAUCCUAUCACAUCCCUCAGUGACUAUGUGAGAAAAACACCAUCAACGUGA
Messenger RNA from Paramuricea clavata, 5117 nucleotides. The record is from the annotation of a GenBank genome assembly. NCBI's taxonomy places the organism in Eukaryota, Metazoa, Cnidaria, Anthozoa, Malacalcyonacea, Plexauridae.